Synchiropus splendidus (mandarinfish) is the source of this 1739-nucleotide messenger RNA. Its product is annotated as 5-hydroxytryptamine receptor 3A. The record is from RefSeq and is a predicted model, not a curated record. Gene Ontology annotation, cellular component: synapse; membrane; neuron projection. Bases 115 to 1527 code for a protein of 470 amino acids. NCBI's taxonomy places the organism in Eukaryota, Metazoa, Chordata, Actinopteri, Syngnathiformes, Callionymidae. Gene Ontology annotation, molecular function: extracellular ligand-gated monoatomic ion channel activity; transmembrane signaling receptor activity; neurotransmitter receptor activity. The transcript has 9 exons. Gene Ontology annotation, biological process: nervous system process; regulation of membrane potential; signal transduction.
GCAAAUCCCACUCUGACACAAAGCAAACUGACACAAGUGUUUGAGUAGCAAAAUGUAGCUUAAUGCAGUUCCCACACACGGCAAGAGACACACUUUCGACAGACUAUCGACAACAUGACGGACGACAAACGCCUCGCCUUCGCCUGUGCUCUGCUGCUUUACGUCGCAGAUGCGGCGGCCUUGAACUGCUCCAGCCCGACCCCAGAAGCCCUGGUCGACGCCCUUCAGAGGACUUUGUUUACUAAAAAGCUGAUACGCCCAGUAGAACGCUUCAGCGACGCUGUUAACGUGACUGUUGGCAUCACGGUGGUGGGGAUUUUAGGAGUGGAUGAGAAAGAGCAAACGCUGAAGACUUUCUUAUGGCAGUUGCUGGAGUGGAAUAUAGCUGGGUUAAGCUGGGACUCAACUCAGUGUGGAACAGAAAGGAUCUCUGUUCCCCGAGAAAAACUCUGGAUUCCAGACGUUCAAAUCGCGGAAUUCAUGGAAGAGGACAAGUCCAAAAAGACACCAUAUGUGUAUUUAAACCACACUGGGGAUGUGUACGAUGAUAAACCGCUGACAGUGGUCAGCACCUGUCGCUUAAAUAUAUACACCUUCCCGUUCGAUAUCCAGAACUGCACCCUGACCUUUGAACCGUACCUGCACUUCGCCACCGAUAUCAGAAUGGUUCAAGGUGCCUCGGCGGAACACAUCGUGGCAGAGUCCAAUGACGUGAUCGAGACUCACGGGGAGUGGCAGCUGUUGACCGUCCAAGUGGUUCCAUCCACUCUGGUGUUGGACGAUGGAAUGUACUCUUCUGUCAAAUACCAUCUCAUCAUAAAGAGGAGCCCGUUGCUCUACGUGGUGAACUUGUUGAUUCCCAGCUGCUUCCUCAGCUCGCUGGACCUCUUCAGCUUCUUGCUGCCUCCUCAAAGUGUGGACCGAGGCGCCUUCAAGAUGACCCUGAUUCUGGGUUACACCGUCUUCCUCCUCCUCAUGAACGACCUGCUGCCAGAAACUGGCGAGUCCACACCCCUAAUAAAUGUUUUGUUCUCCGUCUCUUUGGCCUUGAUGGUGGCCAGCCUGCUGGAGACUGUGUUCAUCACUAACAUCCAGUUCAGCUCCAGCCAGUACAGCGAGGUGCCUGAGUGGCUCAGCACUCUGGUGCUGCGAUACAUGGCCGUCCUGGUUUGUAUUCCCCCCAAAAAGAACAUCAACCGCUACACCGUGUCCAUUCAUGCGCCGUCUCAAGGGAUCAACAACAACCUGACGACUGCCAAGGUUCUUUCCACCGUCAGUGGGGAGAUGCUGAACGUGACGCCCACGCAGGACGUGUCGCUGCAUGAGCUGAAGAAGAUCAGCACGAACCUGAUGGCCAUCCGCCUCCAGAUGGACCAGCACUUCCAGGGCACCAAAACCUCCAAGGAGUGGCACAUGAUCGGGAUCAUCAUUGACCGGCUGCUUUUCGGCAUUUACAUCGCCUUCAUGACGGUCACUGCUAUUACCAUCCUGGCCAUCUGGAUUUCAAGCGCAACUUACUCUCCCUGACUGGAAAAACGCCGGCCGUGAUGCUAACAGAAGUAGCUGGGUGAACUGUAAAUACUGUAUGAGAUGAAUCGUUGAGUUGACAUUAGUUACAAAUCAUUUCGAUAAUUACAAUGCACACAUUGUUAUAAGUGAAUUAUUAUGUUUUUAGUGAAAAAACUGUUGUGGGCUACUAAUGUUCAUUUGUAAAAUGAUGUUCAAAACACCAUUAAAUG